GGGAAGUUUACGUUAUUCAUUAUCGGCAUAAGGAGCGAUAAUCCGCGUUUGUUAGGCGCCGGCUUCGUGCCGAUGCGUUCACGCGGCCUCCCUCCGUGUCUGCGCUCAUGUCGCACUCCGCAUCCGCCACGCGCUGAUCAAUAAGGAAUAAUGAGUCAACGGGACCCCCGGCGCCGGACAUAUCGCGUCAUAGUUCAUAGUGUUUGUGUGCUCCAGCCCAGUGUCAGUGUAGUGAAAACGCGAGGAGAUGUCAUCGGUGCAGUUCAACUUUCCGCCGGAGAGUUACUCAGCAGUUUACACCUCUGAUGGAACAACGAAUGCCAAUGUGGUGGGGAAAUGCAACCUCACGGAUUCCUGUGAAGUGUCGGGUUCGCCGCCGGGGCUUCAAACUCCGCCUUCUUCGUUAUUCAGCUGUUUUCACUGUGCAUUCCACAAUGGAAUCAACUUUACCCGGAAGGAGAAACGCCGAAAAGAGAAUCACACAGUCAAUCAUAAGGUCGCAGUGCCUGGUAAAGAGGAGGAGCGCUGGCGCAGCAAAGAUGAAGGUGCGCUGUUCAAACGUUGGCGGCGUACCCCGUCCGCUGUCGAAGCGCCCACCUCCACUCCAGCACCCACUGCACCCACCCCUCAACCCUCCGAACUACUCAAGUUCCUAGCUAUUAAUGCAUUGGAAUUAUCAGCACCCGCAUCUGAUGCGUUGCUGAAAUCUCGCUCUUCGGAAUGGUUCCAACUGGCUGGCCAUCCCGGGUCCCUGGCACCCGCAGGCCCAGGGACCGUCUGGAAGCGGCGCGCGGCCGGGGACCACCCCAACCACAACCCCGAGCGCGACGCCUACGAAGCGCUCGCCGCCUGCCCUCACAUGCGGUCCGCUAUCCCGCGAUACUACCGCGAACUGGAGUAUGGUGGCGAACGAUUCAUAGAACUGCAGGACCUAUUGCACGGCUUCAGAGAUCCUCAUGUUAUGGAUGUCAAGAUGGGCACACGCACUUUCCUUGAAGAUGAAGUUAGCAAUGCUCGUGCUCGUACCGACCUUUAUGAGAAAAUGGUGCGAUUGGACCCGAAAGCACCCACCGAAGCUGAGCAUGCGGCUCACGCUGUCACUAAACUACGUUAUAUGCAAUUUCGUGAACAGCGGUCUUCUUCAGCUGAACAAGGCUUCCGUAUCGAAGCAGUGAAGGUCCCAGGAGAACCACCCCUCACCGACUUACAAAAAGUGCGCGAACCUCAGCAAAUCGCAAACACAGUGGCGAGGUUCCUUGGCAAUAAUGAAAAGGCACGACGUGCCAUUAUUACACGGCUCCGCGAAAUCAGAGAACUUUUUGAAAACUCAGAUUUCUUCAAAACUCAUGAAAUUGUCGGCAGCAGUAUAUUCAUAAUUUACGAUGAUGAACGUGUCGGCGCGUGGUUGAUCGACUUCGCUAAAACUAGAAGCGUACCAGAAGGUCUUCGCGUUGAUCAUCGCGCGGAGUGGCAACAGGGCAACCACGAAGAAGGUUUUCUUUACGGCUUAGAUAGACUCAUAGACACUAUAGAAACUGCAAAACUUCCUACGCCAGGCGAUGCAGCAACGACAGAACCGGAUGUAUCACGUUGAACGCAACUGGCGAGAGACCCUGGACUCGCCCCUCGGUCGUUGUCACCGUUCGCCUGGCCUUGCGCCCCAGUACCGCUCCACUAGCGCCCGAAAUGACGCCCGGAGAGAUGUAUCAUAAAACUAUGUAUAUUAUUGCAUAUGAAAGAGAAUUGCGAUGUAUCGCUUGAUGUUUCGAUCUAGUCCUUAAUUAUUUAAAUAAACUCGUCAUGAUUUUA
This is a messenger RNA of Helicoverpa zea (corn earworm), 1809 nucleotides long. It is a transcript of the gene IP3K1, whose product is annotated as inositol-trisphosphate 3-kinase homolog. The transcript has 5 exons. The record is from RefSeq and is a predicted model, not a curated record. The coding region runs from base 248 to 1594 and encodes 448 amino acids. NCBI's taxonomy places the organism in Eukaryota, Metazoa, Arthropoda, Insecta, Lepidoptera, Noctuidae. Gene Ontology annotation, cellular component: nucleus; cytoplasm. Gene Ontology annotation, molecular function: inositol tetrakisphosphate kinase activity; inositol-1,4,5-trisphosphate 3-kinase activity. Gene Ontology annotation, biological process: inositol phosphate biosynthetic process.